This is a messenger RNA of Chroicocephalus ridibundus (black-headed gull), 2324 nucleotides long. RefSeq names its product C-type lectin domain family 18 member A-like. Bases 329 to 1630 code for a protein of 433 amino acids. The record is from RefSeq and is a predicted model, not a curated record. Lineage: Eukaryota; Metazoa; Chordata; Aves; Charadriiformes; Laridae. The transcript is spliced from 12 exons.
GGCAGAGCCCAAGGGGCCGACCCCGCUGCGGGGCAUCCCGGGAGUUGUCUACCCCGAGUUCUCGCCGGCGAGCAACUGUUUUGACAGAGCUAUUGCUCACCCGUCAAGCUUUUGUUCGAGCUGACCAGCGGUGCCUGUCUGGAGUCCUGAAUAGGAUCAAAUCCUGCAACCAGACACACACACACAAGCACGCACCGAGCGUGCAGGAGUGCGCAGCCGAGCUCACCCCAACGCCAGGGCUGCUGCAGGGUGGCUCGUUUUUCCCGCAAAUCCUCCUUCCGGAACCGUGGGGGUCUGGUUCCCCCCCUGCCCAACCCCAGCCACCUGCAUGAAGCCCUUGGUGCUGCUGGUUUGCAAUCUCCUGGCGUGGAGGGUGGGCGAGACGGGGUCGGAUGCUCCGGAGAAGUUGUCCACGUUGGUGCCGGGAGCUCUCAGCAUGAAGGAGACCUUCCUGGUGCUCUCGCUGCACAACAAGCUGAGGAGCAAAGUGCAGCCCCCCGCCGCCAACAUGCAGAAGCUGGAGUGGAGCGAGGAGCUGGGUCGGCUGGCGGGGGCACGGGCAGCCAGCUGCCUGGAGGGCCCCGCUCCCCUGCCGUCCCCGCAGCUGAGCUGGAGCGAGUCCCUGCUGCCGGCGGGCACGGGGGGCUUCGCGGUCGUGCUGGAGCACUGGUUCGCCCAGGGCCGACGCUACGACUACAGGACGGGGCGCUGCGCCGGGAAUGCUACCUGCCGCCAUUACACCCAGCUGGUGUGGGCCACGGCGGGGCGGCUGGGCUGCGGGCGGCACCUCUGCACCGGCAGCCAUGGCCCCAGCGAGGCCUUCGCCUGCGCCUACUCCCCGGGGGGCAACUGGGAGGUGGCCGGGACCCCCGUCCUGCCCUACAAGCAGGGACCCUGGUGCUCCCUCUGCACCGCCGGCCUCUCCGGCUGCUUCAAGUCCUGGGACCACGGCGGCGGGCUCUGCGAGGUGCCCAGGAACCCCUGUCGCAUGAGCUGCAGGAACGGCGGGCGCCUCGACAUGAGCAGCUGCCAGUGCGCCUGUCCCCCCGGCUACACGGGCAGGUACUGCCAAGUGAGGUGCAGCGGGCAGUGCCUCCACGGAAAGUUCAGGAAGGAGGAAUGCUCCUGCCUCUGCGACGUGGGCUACGGAGGCGCCGAGUGUGGCACGAAGAUUCGGUUCCCUUUCCACGCCUGCGAUGUGCAGAUAGACGGUGACUGCUUCAUGGUGUCCCCCGAGGCCGACACCUACUACGGGGCGAAAAUCAAGUGCCAGGAGAAGGGGGCGAUGCUGGCCCAGAUCGGGAACCAGAAGGUCCAGGACAUCCUGGCUUUCUACCUCAGCCGCUUGGAGACCGGUAACAGGGUGACAGACACCGAUUUCGAGACCGGAAACUUCUGGAUUGGUCUCACCUACAAGACGUCCAAGGCUUCCUUCCGCUGGGAUGUGGGCGAGCCGUCCUCCUUCACCAGCUUUGCUUUCGGGCAGCCGGACAACCAGGGGUUUGGGAACUGCGUGGAGAUGCAAGCGGCGGCUGCCUUCAACUGGAACGACCAGCGCUGCAAGACCCGAAACCGGUACAUCUGCCAGUUCGCCCAGGAGCACAUCUCCCUGUGGCAGCGGCAACCCUGAGCCCGCAGCCCCGGGCACCGGCCAGCGCUGGCUGCUGAGCCGAGCCCAUGGCUCAGGAGGACCCCAGUGCUGUGCAAAGUCUGGACCAUGGCUCAGGAGGACCCCAUUGCCAUGCCACGCCUGGACCACAGCUCAGGAGGUCCCCAUUGCCAUGCCAAGCCCAGACCAUGGCUCAGGAGGUUCCCAUUGCCAUGCCAUGCCUCGACCAUGGCUCAGGAGGUCCCCAUUGCCAUGCCAAGCCUGGCCCAUGGCUCAGGAGGAUCCCCCACGGCUCCCCCACGAAGAGGACAGGGGGCUGAGGGGACCCAUGGCAUUGGGACCUGUCAAGAAGGGCGCACGCUCUACAUCAGCAUCCCCGAACCAGCAUCCAUCAUCUACAUCAGCAUCCCCCUUCUGCCCCUUGCCUUCCUCUGUCACCAUCACGCUGUGACAGCCCCCAGGGCAGGGAGAUGUCCCAGCAACAGCCAGGUCCAAGAGCAUCCUCCUCCUAAAUUGGCAGCCGGGCUGUGUCUGGACUGUGGUCCCGAUGUGACGAGGGGCCAAGGGGGGGCUUCUGUGGGGCGCAGACAUCAGCACGGCUUGGGGUGAGGGCUCUGAGCCAUCAUCCCAACCUGAGUGGGAACCCCCAGCCUGGCAUGGCAGGUUCCUCACCAUCACAUGGUCCUUCCUCAUCACCUGGUUCCUCACCAUCUGC